Penicillium antarcticum is the source of this 327-nucleotide messenger RNA. RefSeq names its product CVNH domain-containing protein. Bases 1 to 327 code for a protein of 108 amino acids. Lineage: Eukaryota; Fungi; Ascomycota; Eurotiomycetes; Eurotiales; Aspergillaceae. The transcript is spliced from 2 exons. The record is from RefSeq and is a predicted model, not a curated record.
AUGGAUGCUACCGAGAACCUACGCAUUGCUAAGUCCGAUCGAGAUACCUGGCUCAUGGGUGAUUGUUACAACGAUGUUACCGGACGCUGGAACUUCGACACCCUGCUACUGGACAGCUGCCUUGGAGACGAAAGAGGAGAAUUUGCUUGGGGUGGCAGCGAAUUUACUGAAGAUGCCUACAAUAUCAGAUUCAAUGCCCAUGAAGGUGCUAGUGACCAGCCCAUUUUGCGAGCUGAACUGCGGGACUCCGCGGGGCGCUUUCAUGAAAAGGAUAAGAACUUGUCUGAGCGAAUCAAAAACGUACAUGGUCGUUUCGAAUAUCAUUGA